Psammomys obesus (fat sand rat) is the source of this 4947-nucleotide messenger RNA. RefSeq names its product angiotensin-converting enzyme. Gene Ontology annotation, biological process: proteolysis. Bases 50 to 3994 code for a protein of 1314 amino acids. The transcript is spliced from 25 exons. Gene Ontology annotation, molecular function: metallopeptidase activity; peptidyl-dipeptidase activity. The record is from RefSeq and is a predicted model, not a curated record. Gene Ontology annotation, cellular component: plasma membrane. NCBI's taxonomy places the organism in Eukaryota, Metazoa, Chordata, Mammalia, Rodentia, Muridae.
CGCGGCGGGCGCGGGAGAAGGGGCAGCGCCGCACCGCGCGCACCGCGCCAUGGGGGCCGCGUCCGGCCAGCGGGGGCCGGGGCCACUGUCGCCUCCGCUCCUGCUGCUGUCGCUGUCGCUGCUGCUGCCGCCGCCGCCGUCUUCGCCCGCCCCGGCGCUCGACCCCGGAUUGCAGCCUGGCAACUUUUCGGCGGACGAGGCAGGGGCGCAGCUCUUCGCCGAGAGCUACAACUCGAGUGCUGAGCAGGCGUUGUUCCAGAGCGUGGCGGCCAGCUGGGCGCACGACACCAACAUCACCGAGGAGAAUGCGCGGCUCCAGGAGGAAGCAGCCCUGAUGGAGCAGGAGUUUACGGAGGCCUGGGGCAAGAAGGCCAAGGAGCUGUAUGAGCACGUCUGGGAGAGCUUCACUGACCCAAAGCUGCGAAGGGUCAUCGGAGCGAUAAGAACCCUAGGACCUGCCAACCUGCCCCUGGCCCAGCGGCAGCAGUACAACUCUCUGCUAAGCGACAUGAGCCGCAUCUACUCCACUGGCAAGGUCUGCUUCCCCAACAAGACUGCCACCUGCUGGUCCCUGGACCCAGAGCUCACCAACAUCCUGGCUUCCUCACGAAGCUACGCCAAGCUGCUGUUCGCCUGGGAGGGCUGGCAUGAUGCUGUGGGCAUUCCACUGAAACCCCUCUAUCAAGACUUUACCGCCCUCAGUAAUAAAGCCUACAGACAAGAUGGCUUCCCGGACACAGGGGCCUACUGGCGCUCCUUGUAUGAGUCCCCCUCCUUUGAGGAUGCCCUGGAGCGGCUCUACCAUCAGCUGGAGCCCCUCUACCUGAACCUCCAUGCCUACGUCCGCCGCGCCCUGCAUCGACGCUAUGGGGACAAAUACAUCAACCUCAGGGGGCCCAUUCCUGCUCAUCUGCUGGGAGACAUGUGGGCCCAGAGUUGGGAGAACAUCUAUGACAUGGUAGUGCCUUUCCCAGACAAACCCAACCUCGAUGUCACCAGCACAAUGGUGCAGAAGGGCUGGAAUGCCACACACAUGUUCCGGGUAGCAGAGGAGUUCUUCACCUCGCUGGGGCUCUCGCCCAUGCCUCCUGAGUUCUGGGCAGAGUCGAUGCUGGAGAAGCCAACUGAUGGGCGGGAGGUGGUGUGCCAUGCCUCCGCCUGGGACUUCUACAACAGGAAGGACUUCAGGAUCAAGCAGUGCACACGGGUCACGAUGGAGCAGCUGUCCACAAUACACCAUGAGAUGGGCCACGUGCAGUACUAUCUGCAGUACAAGGACCUGCCCGUCUCUCUGCGGAGAGGCGCCAACCCUGGCUUUCACGAGGCCAUCGGGGACGUGCUCGCACUCUCCGUCUCCACCCCUGCACACCUGCACAAAAUCGGCCUGCUGGAUCGUGUUGACAAUGACAUAGAAAGCGACAUCAAUUACUUGCUAAAGAUGGCCCUAGAGAAAGUUGCCUUCCUGCCCUUUGGCUACCUGGUGGACCAGUGGCGCUGGGGGGUUUUCAGUGGACGUACCCCUCCUUCCCGCUACAACUUUGACUGGUGGUAUCUUCGAACCAAGUACCAGGGGAUCUGCCCUCCAGUUGCCCGGAAUGAAACCCAUUUUGAUGCCGGAGCCAAGUUUCAUAUCCCAAAUGUGACACCAUAUAUCAGGUACUUUGUCAGCUUUGUCCUGCAGUUCCAGUUCCAUCAGGCGCUGUGCAAGGAGGCAGGCCACCAGGGCCCACUACACCAAUGUGACAUCUACCAGUCCACCCAGGCGGGAGCCAAGCUCCAGCAGGUGCUACAGGCCGGCUCCUCCAGGCCGUGGCAGGAAGUGCUGAAGGACCUGGUGGGCUCAGAGAGCCUGGACGCUGGGGCACUGAUGACCUACUUCCAACCGGUCAUCCAGUGGCUACAGGAGCAGAAUCAGCGGAAUGGCGAAGUCCUGGGCUGGCCAGAGUAUCAGUGGCGCCCACCGUUACCCGACAACUAUCCAGAGGGCAUUGACCAAGUGACUGACGAAGCAGAGGCUGACAGGUUCGUGGAGGAGUAUGACCGGACAGCCCAGGUGUUGUGGAAUGAAUACGCAGAGGCAAACUGGCAUUAUAACACCAACAUUACCAGAGAGGGCAGCAAGAUCCUGCUUCAGAAAAAUAAGGAAGUGGCCAACCACACCCUGAAAUACGGCACUUGGGCUAAGAAGUUCGAUGUGGGCAACUUUCAGAACUCUACCAUCAAGAGAAUCAUAAGGAAGGUUCAGAACCUGGAUCGGGCGGUGCUGGCUCCCAAGGAGCUAGAAGAGUACAACGAGAUCCUGCUGGACAUGGAGACAAUUUACAGCGUUGCCAAUGUUUGCUACGCAAAUGGUACCUGUCUGGAGUUGGAGCCUGGUCUGACAAAUGUGAUGGCCACGUCCCGGAACUAUGAAGAGCUUUUAUGGGUGUGGCAGAGCUGGCGAGACAAGGUGGGGAGAGCCAUCCUUCCCUUUUUCCCAAAGUAUGUGGGAUUCUCCAACAAGAUCGCCCAGCUCAACGGCUACACUGACGCAGGGGACUCAUGGAGAUCCUCCUAUGAGACAGACAACUUGGAGAAAGACCUAGAACAACUGUACCAGGAGCUUCAGCCUCUAUACCUGAACCUGCAUGCCUAUGUGCGCCGUUCCUUGUACCACCGCUACGGGUCUGAGUACCUCAACCUGAAUGGUCCCAUUCCUGCCCACCUGCUAGGGAACAUGUGGGCGCAAACCUGGUCCAACAUCUAUGACUUGGUGGCACCCUUCCCUUCAGCCCCCAAUUUGGAUGUCACAGAGGCCAUGGUAAAGCAGGGAUGGACACCCAGAAGGAUAUUUAAGGAAGCUGACAACUUCUUUACCUCCCUGGGGCUGCUGCCUGUGCCCCCCGAGUUCUGGAACAAGUCGAUGCUGGAGAAGCCAACCGAUGGGAGGGAGGUGGUGUGCCAUGCCUCAGCCUGGGACUUCUACAACGGCAAGGACUUCAGGAUCAAGCAGUGUACCUCAGUGAACAUGGAGGAUUUGGUGAUAGCCCACCACGAAAUGGGCCAUAUCCAGUAUUUCAUGCAGUACAAAGACUUGCCCGUGACCUUCCGGGAGGGUGCCAACCCCGGCUUUCAUGAGGCUAUCGGAGAUGUUAUGGCUCUGUCAGUGUCUACGCCCAAGCAUCUACACAGUCUCAACCUGCUGAGCAGUGAGGGCAAUGGCUACGAGCAUGACAUCAACUUCCUGAUGAAGAUGGCCCUCGAUAAGAUCGCCUUUAUCCCCUUCAGCUACCUCAUCGACCAGUGGCGCUGGAGGAUCUUUGACGGAAGCAUCACCAAGGAGAACUACAACCAGGAGUGGUGGAGCCUCAGGCUGAAGUAUCAGGGUCUCUGCCCUCCAGUGCCCAGAACUCAAAGUGACUUUGAUCCAGGGUCCAAGUUUCACGUUUCUGCAAAUGUGCCAUAUAUCAGGUACUUCAUCAGCUUCAUCAUCCAGUUCCAGUUCCACGAGGCGCUGUGCCGUGCAGCCGGGCACACGGGUCCGCUGCACAAGUGUGACAUCUACCAAUCCAAGGAGGCAGGGAAGCUGCUGGCGGAUACCAUGAAGCUGGGCUACAGUAAGCCGUGGCCAGAAGCCAUGAAGCUGAUCACAGGCCAGCCUAACAUGUCAGCCUCCGCCAUAAUGAACUACUUCAAGCCACUGACAGAAUGGCUCAUCACUGAGAACAGGAGACAUGGAGAGAUACUGGGCUGGCCGGAGUACAACUGGACACCAAACAACGCUCGCUCGGAAGGCUCCUUUCCAGAGUCUGGCCGUGUCAACUUCCUCGGCAUGUACCUGGAGCCACAGCAGGCCCGUGUGGGCCAAUGGGUGCUGCUCUUCCUAGGCGUCGCCCUGCUGGUGGCCACCUUGGGUCUCGCCCAUCGGCUCUUCAACAUCCACAACCACCACAGCCUCCACCGGCCCCACCGUGGGCCCCAGUUUGGGUCUGAGGUGGAGCUCAGACACUCCUGAGGUGACCCUGCUGGUGAGGCCAGCAGAGGAAUGUCCCACAAGAAACUGGAUGGGGGACAUGGUGUGUGAGUGAACACACCCUAGCUGGGCCUUCCUCCUCCUUCCCUGUCCUGCUAUACUCUCUGACUCCCAUCUCCAGCCCCCACUCUCUAGACACCCAGCAUCUAACAUGGAAUUCCCCACCCAGUCUCUGUGCGUACAAUUAAAGGUCCUCCCCCCCGACACCUGAGUCUGUGUCCCUUCUGGGAAGCCAGGGACAGGACCGGCUGCUGGUCUGUCUCCUGACAUUCCAGCAGGCCCCUUCCUGGUUGCCUCUUAGUCUCUCUCCAAGCAGCAACCCAAAUAAUCCCAAGUGCUCCGCCCCCUGCCCAACCCCCAAUCCCUGUAGCUUUUCCCACCAGCCUUCCUAGCAGCCCAGGUGAGGUGGCUUAUGUUCUGCCCAGGCAGGCGGCCCCUGCCCACUCCAUGCCCUUACCAGGGAGGAUCCCAGGAAGCAGAGAGGAAGCAGUGCUGUGGGCUGCCUCCUGCUCUGCCUGUGGAUGCACUGUGGAUGGCUCAGCCUGUUCUGCGUUGACCUUUGUGAUGGUGGGUGUCUCAGGAAGACCCUGGAUGUCCUUCCCUGCUACAGAAUGAGGGCACUGGAGGGCCUGACUCAUGGAGCAUGCCAAAGCCCACAGUCAACCGAGACUCCAGCCUCUUCAUGAAUAGACAGCCUGGGUUCUCCAGUGGAGCCACACAGGCACUGCCCUGGGGAAAGCCACAGUGUGGGCUCAGUGUCACAGGAUGCCUGCUCACACCGGAACACACUCCCUCACCCUAAGGCCACCCCUUGGGAUUUGGGGGAGGUGUCGUUUUAAGGAACUUCUUAAAAAUAGUUGUUAUCUACAUGUUUAUGUAGGAAAUUUGGAAAACUCUAAAUAAAAGCCCAUGAUACCAGCAUCAAGAAAUUUAAA